CCGUCCCAGACCCUCACGGAGGAGGCACACCGCGUGUCACGGCCUCCGAGGCAGGAUCAACAGGCUGGCGCUGCGCUGCGCCCCCUGCUCGCCCCUCCGCGGCCCCGGAGCCCCGCGUCCACGUGAUCCCCCCAGUGCGCGACAGCGAGUGCAGCGGCUAGUGCGAAGUGAGCGAUACUGAGCGAGGGCGCGCGUGAGUUAGUGAAGUGAUUGUGUGCGUGAGUGCGUCGGUGGUGUCGCCGAGGGUCUUCGUCGUCAGCACGGAGGCCUUCCUGCUCCGGUUCGGGGGCUCGCCGCCCCUGGCGCCCCUCCACCAUCACCACCACCGUCCCUACGAGGACGGCCUCGACGGCCUGGACGGCGUGGAGCUCCCGGACACCGACCCGGAGGCCUCGCCCGAGGACGUCGCCUUCAGCCCGGAGGACCAGCGGCGACUGCAGCUGCGGCGCGCGUCCGACAGCAGCUGCGGCAGCCUCACCGCCCACGGCAGCAGCCUGUCGGCCGGCAUGGUGGAGACGGUGGCGCACGGGCCGCUCGGCCACCACGGCCACCCCGCGCACCAGGGCGCCGGGCGCACGCCCCACGGCACGCCCUCGCCGCCCGCGUCCGCCACCUCGGCCAGCCCGUCCAGCUCGCCCGCGCGCAGCCCCUCGUCCAGCCCGCGGGCGGUGCGCCUGCACCUGCCCCUCUACUACAACAACAACCUGGAGCUGAAGCACACCACGUCCUCGUCGGCGUCCUCCACCUCGCUGUUCACCAUCGACAGCAUCCUGGCGCCCCGGCCCGCCGUCACCUCCGCCGCGACCCCGACCAGGAUGUCGAGCCCCGCCGCGGCCGCCGCCAUCCUCAGGCACCCGCUGCACCUCGGCCACCUCGCCGCCGCGGCCUCCAGCUUCGGCGCCACCCCCGCCGACUUCCUGGCCGUGGCCUACCCCAACCUGUACCCGGGCGCCUACAUGUCGCAGGCGGCCGCGGCCGCGGUGGCGGCCUCGUUCGCGUCGGGCGGCGGCAGCCCCAUGUCCUCGCCCAUGGGCAGCCCCCGGCCGCACGGCCAGCACCACUCGGGGCACCAGCACCAGCCGCUCGUGCCGCACGCGCUGCACCACCACGGGCUGGCGCUGGCGCAGGGGCUGGCGCAGGGCUUGGCCGGCCACCACAGCCCGCUGGCCGGCCACCACCCGCUGGCGGGACACCACGGCCUCGGCGGCCACCCCGGCCUCGGCCACCACCACGGCCUCGGCCACCACGGCGGCCACCCGGGCGCGCCGCCGCCCAAGCGGAAGCGACGCCACCGGACCAUCUUCACCGAGGAGCAGCUCGAGCACCUCGAGGCCACCUUCGAGAAGACUCACUACCCGGACGUCGUGCUGCGGGAGCAGCUCGCGCUCAAAGUCGACCUCAAGGAAGAGCGAGUCGAGGUGUGGUUCAAGAACCGUCGCGCCAAGUGGCGCAAGCAGCGGCGCGAGGAGCAGGAGCGGAUACGCAAGAUGGCGGAGGACGCGUCGAGCGGCCUGUCGGGGGCGGCGGCGGCGGCGCCGCCCGGCGCGGGGGCGGGCUCGACGGUGUCCUCGCAGGGCGGCGUGCCGGGAGGGCCGCGGGCCGACACCCCGCACGGCGACCACCUGCAGCACGACCUCCACGGCCUGCACUCGGGGCUGUGCGACGAGGACGACCUCUCCGACCUGGAGGUCACCUAGAGUCCCCCGGGGCCUCGCACGUGUGGUCGUCGACGAGCUGAUCGUCGGCGGCCCACCGGGACUCUCCUCCACAUCCCUCAUCGGCGGCGUCAUUCGCGCGGCCGGCUCCGCUCGUCCCCACCCACUCCUCCUCGGAUGGCUGUUACAACGGUCCCCUCGCCGUGUCGUCGGCGGCGUCGAUUGCCUCUAGUCAUGUCCCAGGGCGUAACGCGUCGCGUCCGCCUCUUGUCGUGUUUCACGUCGUGUUUUCCGUCGUGUUGGACGAGCACUCUGAUUGGCUCGUGGAUAAAUACCCGCGGUGGGCGAUAAGCCCCGGGGCCGGGGCACUCGGGCGGCGUGAAAGUGUGCAUACAGACACACUCACACGGACCCGACCGAGUGGUGUCGCCGGAAGCAUCACGAACGUGCUCAAGUAGUGGUCAGGCAGGCAGUGACCACUAAGUGCCUCCGCGCGCACCUUAUAGCUACUGCUGCUGGGUGCUUCCAGAGCAUCCACGAUGACAGUAUAGUUUUUUUUCGUCCACAUUCCUCACAUAGGUAUUUUUUUUUUUAAAAGACAUUUAAAAUGUUUUGCAAUAAUCGGGUUGAUCUCAGAGAAGAUCGCGAGGAAAAUAAAUCCCCCGCUUUGAGAGCGGCCUACAGGCAUGGCCCACCCACACUCGGCCGGCGCUCUUUUCUCUGGCAUCCACUCCCCCAGCCAUUGUACGCGUCCAUGCCAUUGCUGUUUCGUAAAAAAAGAGGAGGGAGCUGUACAAAUGGUUUACUUAUUUGGCUUGGGUGCUGCGCAAUGGCAUCCCAACUUAGUCCUGCGACACAGCCUUUUGGACGACAAAAGUAAAAUGUUCCUGCGUGGUGUUCUAUGAGCUGUACAUAAUCAGAUGAGAAAAAAAUCUAUGAUAUAUUUAUACUUAAUGUUAGAGCUAAAAUCUAUGUUCCGCACAAGAGAGAGUUAUUGCAUUCUUAUGUUAUAUUGUUUUCUUACCUCGAACCGUGACUCAAUGUGAUAAGUAGUUUAUUAUUUAAAUGUAUACGUAAUUAUUUAUAGUA
Messenger RNA from Frankliniella occidentalis (western flower thrips), 2744 nucleotides. RefSeq names its product homeobox protein goosecoid-like. NCBI's taxonomy places the organism in Eukaryota, Metazoa, Arthropoda, Insecta, Thysanoptera, Thripidae. Gene Ontology annotation, biological process: regulation of transcription by RNA polymerase II. Gene Ontology annotation, molecular function: DNA-binding transcription factor activity, RNA polymerase II-specific; RNA polymerase II transcription regulatory region sequence-specific DNA binding. The transcript has 4 exons. The record is from RefSeq and is a predicted model, not a curated record. Bases 507 to 1697 code for a protein of 396 amino acids.